AUGGAUGUGCAGAAAGACCGAGGCGUUCCUCUGAGUACUCUUUCUCCCAAGUACCUUCACACCAAUUCAACCAGCCACACUUGGCCUUUUAGUGCCAUCGCUGAGCUCAUAGACAAUGCCUACGAUCCGGACGUUAUGGCAACCUCCUUCUGGAUCGAUAAGACCUUGGUCCACGGACAAGAGUGCCUCACGUUCAUGGAUAACGGCAACGGGCUGGAUCACCAAACCAUGCAUAAAAUGCUCAGCUUCGGCUACAGCGACAAGGUGUCGGUCCACGGCGUGGAGCCCAUCGGCAUGUACGGCAACGGUUUCAAAUCCGGCUCCAUGCGCCUGGGGAGGGACGCCAUCGUUUUUUCCCGGAGCAAAGACACCUCGUGCGUGGGGAUGCUCUCGCAAAGCUACCUGGAAGAGAUCAACGCCCAACAGAUCGUCGUGCCCAUCGUCUGUUUCGACCACACGAACGGCACCAUGUCCGUGAGAGACGAGCAAGAAGCCAGUCUGCAGGACAUCCUGCGCUACUCUCCUUUCAAGACCAAGACUGAACUGCUGACUGAGAUCAGCGCCAUCACCACCACGUGGUCCACCGGCGCCACCGGCACGCGCAUUAUUAUCUGGAACCUGCGCAGAACGUCCACCGGGUCGUUGGAGUUUGACUUCAAGGUCGACCGUUACGACAUUCAAAUUCCGUCCGACGUGUACGAGGAGUUGAACCAAAGCGGCGAGAGGAUCCCCUCGCACGUUCCUGAGACGGUCUACUCGCUUCGGGCAUACUGCAGUAUUUUGUACCUGAAGCCUCGCAUGCACGUGAUGAUUCGAGGUCACAAGGUGAAAACGCAGUUGAUCGCCAAGAGUCUGGCCAACAGUAAAACGGACCACUACAAGCCCAUUUUUCUCAGCAAAAGAAUUCCCAUUAUUUUUGGCUACAACACCAAAAGCCGAGAACACUACGGAGUCAUGAUGUAUCACAAGAAUCGGCUCAUCAAGGCCUAUGAGCGGAUAGGCUGCCAACUAAAGCCCAACAGCAAAGGAGUCGGCGUCAUCGGGGUCAUCGAGUGCAACUUCCUGGAGCCCAUGCACAAUAAACAAAGCUUUAUUGAGAACGACAAGUACAGGAAAACCAUGGCCAGUUUGACAAUCAAACUGGACGAAUACUGCAACGAAAUCCGAUACCGGCUGACCAGAGACGACCCGGCCAAAACGGUGGAAGUCAGCGACAUCAGCAAGCGUCCUGAUCAGAACUGGGUGAUGUGCGACACCUGCAGGAAAUGGCGCAAACUACCCGACGGCAUCGAUUGCAACAAGCUGCCGGAGAGUUGGUAUUGCCAUAUGAAUCCGGAUCCUCAAUUCAGGAACUGCCAGGUGGAAGAAGAGGCUCAGGACUCGGAUGAUGACCAACCGUCAUACACCAAAACAUACAAGCAAAAAGAGCGGGAGGACAAAAAGAAAUUAAAGAGUAAACAGCAGGUGGAGGAGGAUCGGAGGCAUUGGGAAAAUCAGCACCUCGCUAAGCUGACGUUGGAAAACCAGGCUCUUCAACGCAAUGAAAAAUACCUCAAACGCAAGCUACAGGAAAAGAGCGUCCAGUCUCCCGCUGGAUCAUGGACAGACGCUUCAUCCGCCAAUGAGGCCAGCAAGUCCCCCAGUGUCGAUGCUUUUCCAGUCAUUUCAUGCGUGUACUCCAUGGCUGACUUGACCCCAAGUAGAAAAAGAAAGCUGUCCGACGAGCCCCGAAGAACGCCGACGACUCCCCGGCGGAACUCCUCCGUCGCUCCGCCGCCCGUCGACGCCGGCCCGACGAGGGACGACACCUCGGAAACGGACGACGUCUACGAAGUCAGCAGUUCCUCCCCCGUCCGCAAAAUCAAGAACGAAAGAGACGAGGAGAUCGCGAACGAAACCAGCGACGGGACCGUGCCGACGGCCGAGCAGGGGACGCAGUUUUCCGGCCGUGUUAUUAAGGAAGAAAGCGAUAGCCAAAUUCUCAGGAUCCUAAAUAUCGGCGAGCCUUUGUACAUCGAUAGCGAUGACGACACGGCGAAGGACGUGAAGCGCGAAGAGCCGGUAGCGAACAAUAGGGCGCUUUCGCUCAAUUCUUUACACCGAUCAAGCCAGACGGAGGAAACGUGGCCGGAUAAGGACUAUAAAAGCUUGUACGAAAAGGCCACGGACAAAAUUCAACAACUUGUGGGUAGCAGAGCUGAUUUAUUGGAAGGCGCUCAGAACAAAGAGGGACAGGAAGAGUCGGGCGACAUCACGCGGCAAGUGGACGCGCUCGUCCGGGAACUGGAUAAAAUGACCGACGAGAGGAAUCGGCUACGCUUUCAGUUGAAGAACGCCGAAAUAGAAAAGGCCAGCUUGUCACGGCAGUGCGAGGAGCUUCGCGCGAGGCUUCGGCAAGAAGAGCGGGAAAAAGACAGCCCUUUACAGAACGGCAAUUCAUCCGCCGCCUCCGAUCCCGACCACUUAAGCAGGUCGGCGUUGAUCGAGCUGCGGUACAACAUCGGGCGCCUUCUGGUCAACGAGGUGCCGUAUCUGGACCUGGCUCAGGUCAAUUACGAGUGCGAAGUCAUUGACGAGAUACUGGAUCAGUAUCUGGCCCGGAACGGUGCCGAUGGAACCGACGCGGCCUGCUCAAAGUGA
Nerophis lumbriciformis (worm pipefish) is the source of this 2640-nucleotide messenger RNA. Lineage: Eukaryota; Metazoa; Chordata; Actinopteri; Syngnathiformes; Syngnathidae. The record is from RefSeq and is a predicted model, not a curated record.